Messenger RNA from Opisthocomus hoazin, 860 nucleotides. NCBI's taxonomy places the organism in Eukaryota, Metazoa, Chordata, Aves, Opisthocomiformes, Opisthocomidae. The record is from RefSeq and is a predicted model, not a curated record.
AUGCUCAGGUGUGAGAACUUGUCUGUGAAAGGAGUGCUCGUGCAGUUCCUGCUGGCUGUUCAGAUGAGAGCGGAUGGCAGCAGCGAGGACGAAACUGAACAAGAUGCUCUUUUCCUGAUCAAGAAGGUCAGCUGUAAGUGUACGCUUGUACUCAGACAUCCUGCAGUAGCUACUGCAGCCUGGGGGCUGCAGACCCCUCCGCCUCCUGGUACCUGCGUGGCUGCAUUGCCGCGGUGGCUCUUCGGAGGAGCGGAUGGGAAGCGGAAAGGUCCACCACCUAAACCCCCACGCCGGCAAGGAGGCUGGGCAGAUGAUCCUGUACUGGCAUCUACCAAGUCAGGAAGAAAGCAUGCAGAAGAAGUAGAAGACCAUCGUCUCAGACAGCAGAGCCUGGAGGCAUCAGAUGAUGGAGGAGACAUUCCCGUGAUCCCUGAUUUGGAGGAGGUCCAGGAGGAAGAUCUGGCCAUGCAAGUGGCAGCUCCCCCCAGUGUGCAGGUGAACAGAGUGCUGACCUACCAUGACCUGGACAAAGAUCUUAUGAAAUAUGCUGCCUUUCAGACUCUGGAUGGAGAGGUUGACCUGAAGCUUCUCACCAAAGUUUUGGCUCCAGAGCAUGAACUACGAGAGGAAGAUGUCAGCUGGGAUUGGGACCAUCUCUUCACAGAGGUGUCCUCAGAACUAGUGACUGAGUGGGACCUGGGCCAGUCUGAGAGAGAGGACCACCUCAGUUUGUCCUAGAGCACUGGCACACCAGACGUCUCGUACAUGCAUCCCCUGUAAAUAGUUUAGCACUUUGAUUUUCUAUUCACUUGUUUGUAUUCGAGAAUUUUUUAGACAUGAAAAUAAAUAGGACCUGGCUU